AUGACUUAUAGGAUGAACAACUUGGUUAACCAGAUAAAGACUCUGACCUCUAAAGAAGAUGAGACAUGCGAGGAUGAUAAAAUGAAGCAAACUUCAAAGAAAAAAGUGUACAAUGAUAGCAAUAAGAACAAUAUUGUUGCUAUGGAAAAAGGACAUCUUGGGUUUGUUAAGGUUAACAUGGAUGGAUUGCCAAUAGGGAAGAAAGUGGAUCUAAAUGCUUCUUCUAUAUAUGAGACUUUAGCCCAAGCAUGGGAGGACAUGUUUGUUAAUCCAACCACAGGCAUCACUUCCUUUCAUGAGUGUUUGAGUGGAGAGAGUGAGCAAUCAAGAAUGACCACCAAGCUUUUAAAUGGAUCAUCUGAAUUUUCGCUCAUUUAUGAAGAUGAGGAGGGGGACUUAAUGCUCGCCCGUUUCAUUCAAGUUCCUAGAUACUUUGGACAGGCAGAGGCCUAUGUUGUUGGAAAAGACAAUAUUGUCUUUGGAAAGUUAGAUGUUAUGUAA
Messenger RNA from Malania oleifera, 501 nucleotides. Its product is annotated as auxin-responsive protein IAA13-like. Gene Ontology annotation, cellular component: nucleus. NCBI's taxonomy places the organism in Eukaryota, Viridiplantae, Streptophyta, Magnoliopsida, Santalales, Ximeniaceae. The transcript is spliced from 3 exons. The record is from RefSeq and is a predicted model, not a curated record. Gene Ontology annotation, molecular function: protein binding. The coding region runs from base 1 to 501 and encodes 166 amino acids. Gene Ontology annotation, biological process: regulation of DNA-templated transcription.